AUGUCAAAAGAGACAAAGCUCGGCGAAGCUAGCGCCGGUCUACUUCAUGCCCUGACGCCUGAAGGUUCGGGAAGACUAGACGAAGACUGGCGACGAGUCGUUGGUGUCUUAUGGAGCAUGCACCACGAUGUCCAACAUUACAAGCCGGUCCCUGCGCGAUCUGCUUGGGCAAUGAAGCCGCACCAGGGUCUCAGCGACCACCGAGUCGCCUUGACGCAAGAUGCGAUUCGUCAGAGCAAGAGCAAGCGUCGGGCGGACCGAUCUGGUCUUGAGAUGAGGUUGGUGACCCGAGGCUUGGGCCUUGAGCCUUGA
This is a messenger RNA of Colletotrichum abscissum, 312 nucleotides long. RefSeq lists its product as uncharacterized. The transcript has 3 exons. Bases 1 to 312 code for a protein of 103 amino acids. Lineage: Eukaryota; Fungi; Ascomycota; Sordariomycetes; Glomerellales; Glomerellaceae. The record is from RefSeq and is a predicted model, not a curated record.